Molecule: messenger RNA, 1209 nt
Organism: Parastagonospora nodorum SN15
Lineage: Eukaryota; Fungi; Ascomycota; Dothideomycetes; Pleosporales; Phaeosphaeriaceae
Exons: 4
Coding region: 1-981 (326 amino acids)
Biological process (GO): protein deubiquitination; ubiquitin-dependent protein catabolic process
Cellular component (GO): cytoplasm
Molecular function (GO): cysteine-type deubiquitinase activity
Source: RefSeq, a predicted model, not a curated record
AUGCCCAAAUACAUGCAGGUGGCUACAUGGCGACCUCAGACCUUGCCAACUCCAUUGCCCAUAAAUUUACCUUACAUCGAAGCGUCACAACUCGAGCGGGCGAGCCUAGGGUUACAUUUGCUAGCUGAUUUCCAAGCCGCAAGUGGUGAUUCACGCAUCAUCGCCGCAUUUGCGAACCAGUCAACGACUUUCCAAGGCGGAAAAAUGAACUCAAUUCCAGCUCCACCACGGACAUACCGCAAGCACUUCAUCCCUCUCGAGUCUAACCCCGAACUCUUUACCGAGCUGAUACACAAAUUGGGCUUAUCCAAGUCGCUCGAGUUCCAAGAUGUGCUGUCAUUAGACGACCCUGACUUACUCGCAUUUCUACCAAGACCUGCGUACGCGCUGAUAUUGGUUUUCCCGACGACGGAACUGUAUGAGAAGAGAGUGCGCGAUGAAGACAGUAUAUUGCAGAUGAUUGAUGGCGACCUACCUGACGGCGAUGUUCUUUUCUUCAAACAAACAAUCAACAACGCAUGUGGCUUUUUGCAAUGGAGAAGUGAGGGACAGAAUGGGCAUGCGAAUCCCGAGCAAUAUUUAUGGACCUUGGCUGACAUGCAUCAAGCCCCCGACUCCAUCAUAGCCACGAUCAAGCGAAUUGCUGAAACGCUCAAUACCGAGGAAUGCGCUUUGGCUCUUGAGGCUGAUUCGGCACUCGAGAAGGCGUACGCGCAAGUGGCUCGAAUUGGCGAUACUGAAGCGCCAGCUAAUGCGCAGGACGAAGUAGAGUACCAUUACAUCUGCUUCGUCAAGUCGCACGAGAACGGCCAUGUGUACCAACUUGACGGAGACCGCCAGCAGCCAGUCGAUCUUGGAGCGAUGGCUGUGGACGAAGACGUCUUGUCAGAUAAGUGUCUGGAUGUCAUCCGCAGCAUGAUCGCGAGCGAAGAGGGGAAUAUGAAUUUCAGCCUAAUGGCGCUUGUGCCAGCAGCCUCGUAACGGGAGGGUGCGAAUCAUAUGAGACCCACGCGUGUGCCUCAAGCAAGACGACGCAUCAGUCAAAGUAUGUAGGUAGCCAAGGAGUCACACUCUUCGUGGAAGAAAGUCUCCGAAGAGCGAGGAAGUGUGAACUAUGAAGGACCUUUUUAUUUGCUCUGGCAACAGUAUACCUAGGGUAUAGCACGAACGAUUGUACAGUCGGCAUACACCGCAGCGACGCAAGACGCG